AUGAAAAACAUCAAGCAGUCUUUUCACCGUCACGGUCGAGCAGGCAGUUAUCACUACAACCAGCAGAGAGAGAUGCCGCAGCCCGCCAACGGCAGGCUCCAUGAUGAGCACACCCCGCUCAUCGGCCGCACUCAGAACUACGAGGACGAGUCGCGCGUCAAGACUAUCCCCAAGCACGUCUUGCAUCUCAUCUAUGCGACACUCGCAAGCAACUAUGUCAACGUCUUCCUCAUCUUUGUACCGCUCGGCAUCAUCGCCGGCGCAUUGCACUGGAACCCAACCGUCGUCUUCGUCCUCAACUUCAUCGCCAUCAUCCCUCUUGCAGCACUCUUGAGUUUUGCGACCGAGGAGCUCUCCGCUAAGCUUGGCCAAACUCUGGGAGGGUUGAUGAACGCGACCUUUGGAAAUGCCGUCGAACUUAUUGUCUCCAUCGUUGCGCUCAAGCAGGGCGAAAUCAGAAUCGUCCAAGCCAGUAUGCUGGGCAGUAUCCUGUCCAACAUCCUUCUCGUGCUCGGAUGCUGCUUCCUUGCUGCCGGCCUCACCCAGCACGAAAGCCGUUUCAACGAGACCGUCGCAUCUACCAUGUCUUCCCUCAUGGCCGUCGCAUCCGCCUCGCUUAUCGUCCCUGCUACCCUCUACGCAGUCAUGCACGGUGACAACAAGAAGGACAACCUCGAGACUGACAAGAACAUUCUUGUUCUCUCCCACGGCACUGCCAUCAUCCUGCUCAUUCUCUACAUCCUAUACCUCUACUUCCAGCUCUACUCGCACCACAGCCUCUUCGCCGACGUCGAGAACCAAGAAGGUGGCGACAACGAGGAGGAAGCUCAGAUCCUGUCGCCCGUCGCUGCCGGUGUCGCAUUGGUCGUUGUCACCGUCCUCGUCGCCAUCUGCGCCGAAUUCCUUGUCGACAGCAUCGACUCCAUUGUCGAAUCCGCACACAUCAGCAAAACAUUUGUCGGUCUGGUCCUGAUCCCUAUUGUCGGAAAUGCUGCCGAGCACGUCACCGCCGUCAUCGUCGCAUACAAGGGCAAGAUGGACCUCGCUAUCAACGUCGCCAUCGGAUCUUCCCUGCAGAUCGCGCUCUUCGUCACUCCCUUCCUCGUCAUCCUCGGCUGGAUCAUGGGACAACCCAUGACUCUCCACUUCCAGGGCUUCGAGACUAUGAUCUUCUUCAUCUCCGUGUUGAUUGUCAACUACUUGAUCCAGGACGGAAAGAGCAACUACCUCGAGGGCGCCAUGUGCAUUGGUAUCUACGCUAUCAUUGCGCUCGCGUUUUACAUCUACCCUGACAAUGCGGCUGGUGACAUCACCGUCGAUGUUGUCAAGCGUUUCUUCGCCGUCAACUAA
Molecule: messenger RNA, 1350 nt
Organism: Alternaria postmessia
Lineage: Eukaryota; Fungi; Ascomycota; Dothideomycetes; Pleosporales; Pleosporaceae
Exons: 4
Coding region: 1-1350 (449 amino acids)
Biological process (GO): intracellular calcium ion homeostasis; calcium ion transmembrane transport
Cellular component (GO): fungal-type vacuole membrane
Molecular function (GO): calcium:proton antiporter activity
Source: RefSeq, a predicted model, not a curated record